UGCCCCCUCCGUCACCACCGAGGUCCCCAAAGGGAUCCCAGGCUUAGGAAUGUGCAGCAAUCAGCCAGUGGGGGGGCAGGACUCCCAGCGACUAUAUAGACUGGGCAGAAGCCGGGAGCCGCACCUCCUGCACCCGAGGCACGCCAGCCGGUGCAGCACCUGGCCCAGGCGUCCGCCUUCCCUCUGGAGCCCGGCGGUCACACAAUGAGGGGCCCUUCCUCCCUGCCCUACCUCCUCCUCCUGCCGAUCGGAGCCUGCUUGCCUCUGCUUGACUGGAGAGAGCCUGCGGACACCGUGGGAGGCACCGGAGCGGGGAGGAGCGGGGCCUACCCGGCCCAGGGGCACAGCACCCACUCUGCGUGGGGCUCCUCCAGGGGGCUGGCGGACCCCCAGCCCCAGGCCCUGCUCCUUGUGGCCAGGGAGCUGCAGGCCGUGGGCAGCGGGCACAUCAGCCUCCGCCUUGGGAGGCAGGAGGGCAGUGAGACCGCAGGCUUCCUGCCGGUCGACGGCAGCGAGAAGGCUACGGGCCCCCUGGGGAGUCUGGCAGAGGAGCUCAAUGGCUACAGCAGGAGGAAAGGCGGCUUCAGCUUCCGCUUUGGCCGGGGGUGACAGCCAGGGCCGCCUGGAGGGGCUGCGUGCAUGGACUGCGCCCCGCUGUCUUCACUCCCGACCUCUGCAGCCUCGGAGGAGACACGGAGGUGACAUCGGCUUUAUCACAGAGCAUUAGCAUAGGAUGUUAGGUGUGUGCUAUCUCUUGAUUUCCAACUUUGCUGAAGCAAAAACAAAACAAAACCACAAGGAAAAAGAAAACCUAGCUGGUAUUGGAAAACAGGUGAGCAAGAGUAAACUGCGUGUGGAUGAAGACAAAGCCGUGCCGUCCCUGCCAGCUGCCUGUCCCCAGCAGUCUGAUGGCACCGCCGGCCCCAGGGCCAGGACACACGGGCCACGGGGGGGUCACGCACAGGGCCUGGCAGAGCUGGCCACGCAGAAUGAGGCGAAGGCAGGGGCACUGGGCCAGCAGCACAGCGGGUCAUCUGGGCUGUGACCGUCUCCACGGGGACCUCUGCUGCUGACGGCCAGAGCCCAAGCGCGAGGAGUGUGUUCAGCAGCACACAGCGCGGCUCUGAGAGUCAGAAAUGAAAAGAAGCCGAGCUGGUAAACAACCCGCCUCGCUCUUCAUCCCAUUAACACCAGACCCCUCUGGCAAGAAGACUGCCAAGGCACAGCGCUGCCCCCAGGGCCGCUCGCUGCCUGUCCUGACGGCGGCCGCCUCUGGGUAGCGAGCGUGGUGUUUGCCCAGCCGAGGGCUCUGGGGAGAGGAGCUGGGAAGGAGUACGAUUUUGCUCCAGCAAGGUUGCAUUUCAAAUGUUCCCAAUAUGAAUGUGUUGUGUGUAUCUUUUGAAAUAAAAGUUGUAGCAACUGCAAAAUCA
Molecule: messenger RNA, 1430 nt
Organism: Chinchilla lanigera (long-tailed chinchilla)
Lineage: Eukaryota; Metazoa; Chordata; Mammalia; Rodentia; Chinchillidae
Gene: Qrfp
Product: pyroglutamylated RFamide peptide
Exons: 2
Coding region: 205-609 (134 amino acids)
Molecular function (GO): orexigenic neuropeptide QRFP receptor binding
Source: RefSeq, a predicted model, not a curated record